ACAAGCACUGUAAUCUAAUCAGUCGUUUGUUGAAACCGCAGUUAACAAACCGAUUAAUUCACAACAUACAUACGACAAACGUGCAACACAUUCUUCCCCCGAAGAAUUUUCACUCAGCAUCUUCACAUAUAACACACAAACAGACAUAGAUUCUAGUGGCAACAUUCAUACACAAGCUUCAACAGCCAUGGCUUCCACCCAGUUUCUAUGCAGUAGUCGCCAGCUCUACACCUCCAAAACACAACCCAAUUGUUUCAGAAACGGGGGCCUCAAAACCCACCUACCCUUUUCGUUUUCUACCAAGAAAACCCAUUUUAAAACGGCCCAUUUUGUCACAAUCAAAGCUUCUGCUGGCAAGAAACAAGUAGAGAUAGUGUACAAUCCUGAUGAGAGGUUGAAUAAGUUAGCUGAUGAAGUGGAUGCAAAUGCUGGACUUUCAAGACUCACUCUCUUUUCACCUUGCAAGAUAAACGUUUUUUUGAGAAUAACUAGCAAGAGGAAGGACGGAUUUCAUGAUUUGGCAUCACUCUUCCAUGUGAUAAGCCUAGGAGAUAAAAUUAAGUUUUCUUUGUCACCAUCAAAGUCCACAGAUCGACUAUCGACAAACGUUCCUGGUGUCCCUCUUGAUGAUUCUAAUCUGAUCAUUAAAGCUCUUAAUCUCUACAGAAAGAAGACUGGCAGUGACAAAUUCUUUUGGAUUCAUCUUGAUAAAAAGGUGCCUACAGGGGCGGGACUUGGUGGUGGAAGUAGCAACGCGGCAACUGCUUUGUGGGCAGCAAAUCAGUUUAGUGGUUGUAUUGCCACUGAGAAGGAGCUUCAAGAAUGGUCUGGUGAAAUAGGUUCUGACAUUCCCUUCUUUUUCUCAAAUGGAGCAGCCUAUUGUACAGGCAGAGGUGAGGUUGUUCAAGAUCUUCCAGCACCUAUACCAUCUGAUAUUCCAAUGGUUCUCAUAAAGCCCCCAGAGGCAUGCUCCACGGCUGAAGUCUACAAGCGUCUUCAACUGGAUCGAACUGUUUCUGUUGAUCCUCUGACCUUGUUGGAGAAGAUAUCAACAAGCGGCAUUUCUCAAGAUGUUUGUGUUAAUGAUUUAGAAAUUCCUGCUUUUGAGGUUCUCCCGUCUUUAAAAAGAUUGAAGCAGCGCGUGGUCGCCGCAGGUCGCGGACAAUAUGAUGCUGUUUUUAUGUCUGGGAGUGGAAGCACCAUAGUAGGAGUUGGCUCUCCAGAUCCACCACAAUUUGUAUAUGACGAUGAAGAAUAUCAGGAUGUAUUUUUGUCAGAAGCCAGCUUUAUUACCCGCGAACCUAAUCAAUGGUACAGAGAACCUUAUGCAAGCAAUGCUGGUGCCGAUUCAACUGCAGACUUUGCUCAAAGUGUUUAAGACUAUAUAUGUGAAACUUUCCUGUAAUUGUAGCUCUGUUUCCCUUUCCUGCCGUAAUGUUGUUGUGCUUAAACACUUAUGAACAACAUUAGUUGCUAUUAUUUUUCUUAUCA
Daucus carota subsp. sativus is the source of this 1491-nucleotide messenger RNA. RefSeq names its product 4-diphosphocytidyl-2-C-methyl-D-erythritol kinase, chloroplastic/chromoplastic. Bases 188 to 1378 code for a protein of 396 amino acids. The transcript is spliced from 11 exons. Gene Ontology annotation, molecular function: ATP binding; 4-(cytidine 5'-diphospho)-2-C-methyl-D-erythritol kinase activity. Gene Ontology annotation, cellular component: chloroplast. NCBI's taxonomy places the organism in Eukaryota, Viridiplantae, Streptophyta, Magnoliopsida, Apiales, Apiaceae. The record is from RefSeq and is a predicted model, not a curated record. Gene Ontology annotation, biological process: terpenoid biosynthetic process.